Messenger RNA from Dermatophagoides farinae (American house dust mite), 1672 nucleotides. The record is from RefSeq and is a predicted model, not a curated record. NCBI's taxonomy places the organism in Eukaryota, Metazoa, Arthropoda, Arachnida, Sarcoptiformes, Pyroglyphidae.
UCACUUUUUUUUUGUUGAUCAUUUCUUUUACACCGUCACUAAUUCUCUCAUAUAGUUUGUCAAUAUUUUGUCUAUGAUUCGAGUGUUUUUCAUCAUCGAUAAUGGCAAGAUUACCGAAUGAAAAUAUUGAUAUUGAGUUAUUCAAAGAUGAUUUUAAAAACAUUGAUCAAGAAUUUCUCCCAUCAGUUGUUUCGAUUUUCAGAUUGUUUCCUUUCAUAGACAAUGGAAAAGAAUUUUUAUUGAUGACCAAAGAAGCUACGUUUGCAUAUGGUAAAGUAAUAUGCCCAUGGUUAUCGUUGGAACAUGAUAUGACCAGACCACAACGGAUAUCUUGUCUUGAUGAUAUGAAAAUCGUUCAAGUAGAUUCUGGCUGGAAUUUUAUUGCCAUUCUAACUGAUGAUGGUCGAGUGUAUCUUGUCAGCAAUAAUUCUAAUUUUAAGACAAAUAAUACUUUCCGAUUAAUCAACACUGGUAAUAACCGUUUCAAGAUGAUUGCUUGUGGAUGGUUUCAUUUAUUAUUGCUACGACAAGAUGGUCAAGUUUUCGCAAUGGGUGAUAAUAAUUGUGGUCAAAUAACUGGUAAUAAGUCAUCAUAUAGAAGAAUGAUCCACAUCAAAAACCUCGAAAAUGUCAAACUGAUAACUUGUGGAGGGGAUCAUUGUCUUGCUGUGACAGAUACGGAAAAAGUUUAUUCCUGGGGCCGUAAUGGUUGCGGCCAAUUAGGUGUUGGUGAUGUAGAAAACCGAAACACCCCAUGUCUUGUUUCACUUCCUAGUGCUGAUACAACACGAAUCAAAGAUAUUGUGGCUGGCGACCGACAUUCAUUAUUUUUAUUCGAAAAUGGUCAACUUUGGGUAUGUGGUUCUAAUGACAAUGGUGAACUUGGCCUUGGUGAUAAAAAUAAUCGAUCGAAUUUGACAAAAAUACCGAUUGAAAAUGUACAACAAAUUGCAUGUUCAAAAUUCCAUAACUUUUCAUUGGCACAUGAAGGAUCAUCGUACUAUGCAUGGGGCAAAAAUGGCAACUGGUCAUCACCUGUAAAAUUGGAUGAUUCGCAUUCUUCAUUUGCUUCUGCAUCAGUUCAGGUAUUGAAUUCACCACACACAUUUGGUCUCACAUCAACCAUCUAUGCAUUCGGAUCGAAUGAUUCAAUAUACAAAUCAAUCCUCCUAUUAUUUGAUAAUCAAAAUAAUUAUGAUGUGGAAUUCAUAAUUGACAAACAACGUAUUAAGGCAUGGAAAUGUUAUCUCAAAUCUGCAUCGAAAUAUUAUGCUGGAAUGUUUUCCGGUCAUUGGAGUGAAAAUGAUCAAGUGAUCAUCAACUAUUAUUCAUAUGAAACAUACUAUGCCUAUCUACGUAUGUUACAUACGGGUAAAAUUUAUAUUACUCGUCAAAAUAUAACCGAGCUUGUUGAUUUGGCCAACUGUUAUGGCGAUGAAAAAUUGAUUGAAUAUUGUCAAACAUUCAUACGGAGUGAUUCAUAGUGAUCUAAAUGAAACAAGUGUUACCGAAAGUUACCGAGAAUUUUCUGCAAAACAAUCAAAAAUCUAUUGAAUUUUUCAAUUGAUUUUACGAUCAACAACGAUUAUGCGAAUCAUUAAUUCAUUUCUUGUAAAAAAAAUACAUACAUACAUACAUGAUCUAAUUCGAAAAUCCUGUUUGUUCCAUUAAA